GUGAGGGGUAAACGUGACAUGUACGGUACUUAAGCAUACAAUACCCUUCGUAUCCUCACCAGCAAGCGCAUUCGCGAAGUAGAUCGAGAGAAGAGUUGAGUCUCAGCUCUGAAGUUAAAGUUCCGAAUAACAGACGACGACAACUUAAUCACAAGAUGGACAAUCAACUAAAUGCAAGUUUUGCUUACCGAUCUGCUGGGAAACCACCGGUCGUUUGGGGCUUUCCUCCGGGUGCAUCUAUCAUCGACACAGUUCCAGAAGAUAUGCUGGAUAUGAUUCAUCCUCACUGGAAAAAAUUCCCCCCAGUCAAUCCAAUGUGGCACUAUCUACUUGGACUUCUCUACAUCGUAUUGGGUAUGGCCUCCAUCACGGGCAAUUCCUUGGUUCUUCAUCUUUUUAUGAAAACAAAAGAUUUAAAAACACCAGCCAACAUGUUUGUUGUGAACUUGGCUUUCUCCGACCUGUGCAUGAUGAUUACUCAGUUUCCAAUGUUUGUCCUCAACUGCUUCAACGGAGGAGUUUGGCUUUUUGGGCCUUUCAUGUGUGAAUUAUACGCCUGCACCGGUUCUGUUUUCGGAUUAUGCAGCAUCUGUACAAUGGCUGCCAUCAGCUACGAUCGCUACAACGUAAUCGUCAAUGGGAUGAAUGGAACGCGUAUGACGUACGGCCGAGCAGGUGCAUUUAUUCUAUUCUGCUGGGCUUACGCUAUUGGCUGGAGCAUUCCUCCUUUCGUCGGGUGGGGACGAUACAUCCCAGAAGGAAUUUUAGAUUCCUGCUCAUUUGAUUAUCUAACUCGGGAUGCAUUGACGGUUUCCUAUACUUGCUCGCUGUUUGUAUCAAAUUACUGCACGCCACUUGCCAUCAUUAUCUUCUGUUAUUACCACAUCGUAGGUGCUAUCAUCCACCAUGAGAAAGCUUUGCGCGAGCAAGCAAAGAAAAUGAACGUCACAUCACUCCGUUCCAAUGCUGACCAAAAUGCCCAGAGCGCUGAGAUUCGUGUUGCCAAAGUUGCCAUGAUUAACAUUUCCCUUUGGGUAGCUAUGUGGACACCUUAUGCUGCCAUCGUUUUGCAAGGAGCUAUCGGUAAUCAGGAGAACAUUACACCCCUGGUCACCAUUUUACCGGCCUUGAUUGCAAAAAGUGCUUCAAUCGCCAACCCCAUCAUCUACGCCAUUUCUCAUCCCAAAUACCGCCUGGCUUUGCAAACUGCUCUUCCGUGGUUUUGCAUCAACGAGAAAGCUUCCCCUGCUGGAGAAACACAGUCGCAAGCCUCUGCCUGUACUACUUCCACCAGCUAAAUGAGAUCACAUUUGGAUUGCCCUUCUUGCCUAACGCUAACGAAUCGAAAUCAAGUAUCUACUUGAAACGAAAAUUACUCAUUCUUAUGUACCUACAUGUUACAAUCUAGCUGUCGAAUCCCGUAGUGGACAGUAUUAGUGUGCUUUGGGCCAUAGUUGUGUUUCUGUGGAAGAGAAAAAUUUCUACCGUUUAGAUUAGUGAAUUGCAUUCGUUACAUUGUUGACAUACCAGACCAACAAAGUAACUAUUACGCAGCGUAAUCAAAAAAGCUUGAGAUUGCAAGCCAUUCUUUUACUGAUAUUAGUUUUAGUGAAUCAAAUUUGUCGGUGUAUGGUGUAUACAACAAAAUGACCUUAAUUUGUGACCUAAUUCGAUUUUAUGAUUAUAUGGGAGGUACUAAUUCUUAUGUUUUUAAACCACAUAUUACUGUACGCAACUAUUCAAUAUGUAACUUAAUAGGAUUAAACCCAAGCAUACAUUAAACUGUAUCUUAUUCUAUGAUUUCACAUUCAACCUUCAGAAUUUCUAAUAGACAUCAUUUUAACUUGAA
Daphnia magna is the source of this 1849-nucleotide messenger RNA. Its product is annotated as compound eye opsin BCRH2. Lineage: Eukaryota; Metazoa; Arthropoda; Branchiopoda; Diplostraca; Daphniidae. The transcript has 6 exons. Gene Ontology annotation, cellular component: membrane. Gene Ontology annotation, molecular function: G protein-coupled receptor activity. Bases 156 to 1298 code for a protein of 380 amino acids. The record is from RefSeq and is a predicted model, not a curated record. Gene Ontology annotation, biological process: visual perception; G protein-coupled receptor signaling pathway.